Molecule: messenger RNA, 1034 nt
Organism: Cladophialophora immunda
Lineage: Eukaryota; Fungi; Ascomycota; Eurotiomycetes; Chaetothyriales; Herpotrichiellaceae
Exons: 3
Coding region: 223-897 (224 amino acids)
Cellular component (GO): membrane
Source: RefSeq, a predicted model, not a curated record
UCGAGACACAGGGUGUUUGCUGCUGCGGUAUAUAUAGACUGUACCAGCAAUGGACUCCAGCUCAGGUGUCCUUGAGUAUUUCAACCCGUUCGUUCUGGUCAAAAAUCCAAGUCACUCGUUGCAUCCGCUUCCAUAGACACAUUCGUCUGCCUUCCACCCCCGUUCAACAGUCUUUGUUCUAAGCCCUUUCUCAAGUCUUUUCUACACAACAACCGAGCCAUCAUGCCUUCUGGAGAAGGGUACUCUGUUGUCCCCGUGCAGCGAGCCUUCCUGCCCCUCAGGAUCAUUCAGAUGGUCUUCACCGUCAUUGUCUUUGGAAUUGCGUGCUACCAUCUUUCCCUGGCACCGAACUAUGAUGCUGGUGGUAUAAGUCUUUUCACCGCCCUCGCAACCAUCAUCUUCCUGAUCUACUGGUUCGUGGCAAACAGCCCAGCCAACACCAACCUUUACAAUUACUGGGCUUUCUUCGCCGUCGAGCUCUUCGUCCUCAUCUUUUGGCUCUGCACAUUUGCCCUUGACGCCGACAAGGUUUCCUUGUAUGUCCAGGCUACAAGCUAUAGCUAUGAUGGCACCGACUAUUCUGGCGAUGGUACGACCAGUGGCAGCGGCUCUGUCUGCUACGAUGGCGUCUGCGUCAGCUAUAAGCGCGGCCUCCAUUACAAACGUGGUCUCGUCAAGCGAUCGACUGACCCCAUAUCUGCGACGCUAUAUGUCGCCCUUGCACUCUCGGUGAUCAACUUCAUCUUGUUCGGCGUCACCUUUACCCUCUACACCAUCAACAUGUUCCGACAUCGGGCGGCUCUUUCCAAUGCUAAAGGCAACAAUAUCGCCAUGAACAAUGGCCACGGAGCAGCCAGCCGGAUGGAGAAGGGGGUGGUCAUGAAUGGACAUCAGUGAACGAACUGCUUUGGUGUGUUGAACUUAGCCUUCCGGUACAGGUUAUGACAUGAUCAGGAUGAGUUCUAAAGUGCUUUGGUCUUUUCAUUAGGAGGAGUGCAGAACAUGUGUCUCGCCAUAUAACUGUUUAUCUGUUU